Molecule: messenger RNA, 1630 nt
Organism: Pleuronectes platessa (European plaice)
Lineage: Eukaryota; Metazoa; Chordata; Actinopteri; Pleuronectiformes; Pleuronectidae
Gene: ttpal
Product: tocopherol (alpha) transfer protein-like
Exons: 6
Coding region: 169-1242 (357 amino acids)
Cellular component (GO): membrane
Molecular function (GO): phosphatidylinositol bisphosphate binding
Source: RefSeq, a predicted model, not a curated record
GUCAGAACCCGGAAGCAGGAUUUCCCUGGAAGCUUGUUGUGUUUAACGCUGCGUCCUGAUCUUGUGGCUGUUCCGUGAUCCUGCGGCUGUUCCGUCCUUUCUGUCGCUGUCCUGUCGCUCAUCAAUGGAAACUAACACAACACGUGUGCGUUCGUCCUGAGAAGCUUCAUGUUCAGUGCUGCUGCAGCUCCUCCCAGUCAGUCCAUGGCUGACCAGCAUGAGUCCAUCGACCUCAUGUCUCCUCCAGUGGACCCCCCCGCAGCUGCAGGACACAGCUGGUUCCCUGGACCCCCCCCGCCCGUCUACUCCUGCAGCCUGAGCCCUGAACUGGUGGCCAAGGCGCGGGAGGAGCUACAGGAGAAGCCAGAGUGGCGUCUCCGGGACGUGCAGGCACUGAGAGACAUGAUACUGAAGGAACAGCCGAACCUCCGGACGAGGCUGGACGACUCCUUCCUCCUCCGCUUCCUGCGAGCCAGGAAGUUUGACUACGACCGGGCGCUGCAGCUGCUGCUCAACUACCACGCAGGUCGCCGAGCCUGGCCUGAGGUGUUCCAGGAUCUGAAGCCGUCCACGGUGAAGCACGUCCUGGACCUGGGCUUUCUGACGGUCCUGCCCCGGCCCGAGCCCAACGGACGAUACAUCCUCUGUCUGCGUCCAGGAAAAUGGAAACCCAACGAUUAUCCGUUUGUGGACAACGUGAGGGCCAUUUAUCUGACGCUGGAGAAGCUCAUCCAGCCCGAGGAGACGCAGGUGAACGGCAUCGUCAUCUUAGCCGACUACACCGGCGUGGGCAUGUCGCAGGCGUCCAAUCCGGGGCCCUUCCUCGCCAAAAAGGUGGUGAGCAUCCUCCAGGACGGGUUUCCAAUCAGAAUCAAGGCCGUGAACAUCAUUAACGAGCCCAGGAUUUUCAAAGGCAUCUUCGCUAUAAUUAAACCGUUUCUGAAGGAGAAGAUGGCAGAGAGGUACACCCUCCACGGCUCCGACCUGCGCUCCCUGCACCGGAACAUCCCCCGCUCCGUCCUGCCGGAGGAGUACGGCGGCACCGCGGGCCAGCUGGACCUGUCCUCCUGGUCCCGGCUGCUGCUGGACUGCGAGGAGGAGUUCAUAGUGGAGUUCUGCCAGCCCGAUCCACUAGAGGGUGUGGUGCUCCCAGACUCCAUGUUGUUCGAGGGCGAGCAGGGCAGAGGGCAGGAGGACGACACCUUCAGGGGGCUGCGCUCACAACUCUACUACUGCUACUGAAGCCCCGGGUCGACUCCCAUCGCUGAGAGGACAGUUUAUGUUUCAGUUGAAACGUAACGACGCGGAAAUUUGCCGACGUUCUACAUGAUUUAUUUUACUAACAAAGCAGCACUACUCUAAAUGUUCAUGUAGCCCAGCGAUCAAUCAUGUCUCACAGGCAGCUGCAGACUCCGGAAAGAGGCUUUGACACCAGCUGAUGCAUUUAGAGACGUUUCAUUGGCCUCUGUGGAUUCAUUUACAGUAUUUACAGUGAAGGAAGGAUUCAUAUUAUUUUCUGCAGUAGUCAGGGGUCCAUGUGUGUUUUGAAAGACUUUAUGUAAACAUUCCUCAAAUCCAUGCUGUCCAUUAAAAAUGUCUUUUAUGUGUUUCCAAUGGAAGAGACGGGGGG